CGUUUAAUUAAGUCUAAGGCUCCCUCUGGAAGCUGGUAGAAUCCUACACAUAGACGCUGGAAAACUCGUAACGAAGGUGCCAGAAAACUCUCCAAAACGGAAUGACACGGCACGGUUGUCAUAAGAGGGGACAACUGUCACCUACUUCAUCUGAAAAAGGCACACAUUUCCCAAGACUUAGUUUUAUUCGUGUAACAUGGAUACUUUUCGCGUAAAUCAAAAGCUUUUCACUGGCAGGAAAGUGGUCGUCUGCGGUCACUUCCGGCUUCGGCACGUCGUCUGCCAUCGCCAUCGUCUGCUCCCGAGCGACAGUGUUUUGUUUUCGGCGGCUCCAGACCUUGUUUAUGUGUUGGUGUUGUGACGGUUCACAAAAUGUCAUAAAAUCGAAAACAUGUGUUUGCCUUGGUAAUAAAUAUGUAAACUAGACCACCAGAAGACUCAAUUUGUCUCUGAAUUUAGGCAAGCACUGCUAUUCUACUGAGGCAACCUUGCAUGAUUCUGUUUAGUAAGCCGGGCAUGUCCUACUUUAAAUAUUCAAAAUGAGUUGUGUGCCAUGCUUUGAAUGUGGCGAUGGCUACAAUAUCACAAGAGAAAAUUUAGAUCGUUGGACAGACAGUGUAGCCAAUGUACUGGCAAGUACGGAUGGUCGGCAACAUUUCAAGAGAUACUUGGAAUCACGCAGCUUUGACGAAAGUCUCAACACCGUGGAGUUCUGGGAGCGCUGUGUAAGAAUAAUGCCAACAAAACCAGAAGGCGAUUCACCACCUCCUACCUCAGAAUCGCACUUCAGCUUUCCACGGUUUGCUCAGGGAGAGUGCAGCUCUUCCUCCAGCUCCCACUCCAGACUGAAUCUUCAAAUGAGUCUGUCACCACCACGAGCGUCUGCAGUUUCAGAUGACCUCCUCCGAGAGCUGGAUCUACUUAUAGAAUUCGCAAACAACUAUGUCAACUUGGAUCUUGCUCAAAUGAGAGUUCUGUACAAAACAAUGAAAAUGAAAGAUGAAGUUGAAGUCAUAGAGGCAUUGACACAAGCCAAGUUGAGUGCCCAGGAACUCCUAGCUGAUGAUUACCAGCUUUUUAGAGAGCAUCUGCUUAAAAGCCAGGGUCUUCUCAAGAGUUAACAAUUUGUACUGAAUUACAAAAUAACUGCAUCACCAUAUUAUUAUUAUUAUUAUUUAAUUUGUUUACUGCUAUUGGUUUAACGGGUCCAAUUUGUGACGGUACCAAAAACACCAUGCCUCAUUAUUGUUUACUUGUCUCUUUUGAGAUUUAGAUUAUUUAGCACUGCAUUUUAGUUUUAGAAAGGAACAAAUGGCUCAGAUUUUGUUUGACAAAAGCCACAGACUUCCCUCCAACUUCCUUCCUUGUAUUUUCCGAUAAUUUUUCUUCUGUUUUUUGAUAACGAUUCAAAGCAGCCUCAGGGGUUGAAUUGACAAGUUCCAUAUUAGUUUUAGAUGGUGAUUUGUGUUUGUACUGUUUCAUUUUAAUGUCAAGAUUUUGACUAAGGGGUAAGAGGACAUUGUUUGUUGUGUGUGUCAUGUACUGUAAUUAACAUAUUUAAAUUUACUUGGUUGCUGAACUUAAAGUUUAUGUUGUUGCUGUUUUUUAAGUGCAUAGGUUGUGUCUUUUAACUAACUUCAAGACAAUACUUAUUUUGGUAUUCAAUAUUUACUGUAGAUGAAACUCACAUACUCUUAAGACUGCUGUUGCAUUAGACUUCUAUUACACUAGGUACAAGUGUUGUGUUUGUUAAUAAAAUGUCUAUUCCCUUUCUCUUAAGUGAGCUGUGGGCCAACCAAAUUGUGUUUUAAUGGAAGUAAAAUUUUCUUUGCUACCAGGGUAAAUUUGUUCAAAAGUAUAUUGAUUGUUGUAUUAAUCAUAUUGACACCAGUUGUUUUUUUUUUUUUUUUUUACCGAGUUCCACACCAAGUUUUAACUGAGCUUUUAUUUAUAUUUCUAAUCUUAAGUAUAAAAUGUGUACAAAUUAAGAAGUGCAAUAUGAAGAAGCAGCAUCAAGGCUGUUGUCCAAGCUAGGGAGACUUGAUUUACUUGUACUAUUAGAUAUAAAUGCUGCCUAUCACUAAUCACAAGUACUUAAUUUUGUUGAGUUUCUAGUUAUUGUUCUGCGCAAAAUUUUCAUUUUAAAAUAAAAUGUUACGGACAAAAAAGUUUGUUUAUUCUAUCU
Molecule: messenger RNA, 2185 nt
Organism: Thrips palmi
Lineage: Eukaryota; Metazoa; Arthropoda; Insecta; Thysanoptera; Thripidae
Exons: 3
Coding region: 540-1121 (193 amino acids)
Source: RefSeq, a predicted model, not a curated record